Molecule: messenger RNA, 3933 nt
Organism: Monopterus albus (swamp eel)
Lineage: Eukaryota; Metazoa; Chordata; Actinopteri; Synbranchiformes; Synbranchidae
Gene: nelfa
Product: negative elongation factor complex member A
Exons: 11
Coding region: 89-1726 (545 amino acids)
Biological process (GO): negative regulation of transcription elongation by RNA polymerase II
Cellular component (GO): NELF complex
Source: RefSeq, a predicted model, not a curated record
AUCCAGUCCGGUGUGGGCGGGGUCCUGACUGCUGUUUUCUUAGGUAGCCCGUUAAAAUGCCCGAACACAAAACACUUCUUUUUCCAAGAUGGCGUCGAUGAAGGACAGCGAUACCGGCCUGUGGCUUCAUAACAAGCUGGGAUCCACGGACGAGCUCUGGACGCCUCCGAGCAUUGCUUCUCUCCUCACCGUGUCUGUCAUUGACAAUAUACGACUGUGCUUUUCGAGCUUAUCGCCGCCGGUGAAGCUGAAACUUCUGCUCGGGAUGCUGCAUCUUCCUAGGCGGACCAUUGACGAGAUGAAGGAGGCCCUGUCAGAAAUAAUCCAGCUUGCUACAGUGGACUCAGAGCCCUGGGUGCUGAUGGUUGCAGACAUACUCAAGUCCUUCCCAGAGACUGGCUCUCUCAAUCUGGACUUGGAGGAGCAGAAUCCAAAUGUGCAGGAUAUUCUGGGAGAGCUCAGGGAGAAAGUGAGUGAGUGUGAGGCAUCUGCCAUGCUUCCUCUGGAGUGCCAGUAUCUGAACAAGAGUGCGUUAACCACUCUGGUGGGACCCCUCACACCCCCUGUCAAACAUUUCCAGCUGAAGAGGAAACCAAAGAGCGCAACCCUCAGAGCAGAGCUGCUACAGAAAUCCACCGAGACAGCCCAGCAGCUGAAGAAGACAGCCGGAGUGCCUUUUCACGCCAAAGGGAGGGGAUUGGUCAAAAAGAUUGACACUACUACACCUCUCAAGGGGAUUCCUAAGGCACCAUUCCGCAGCCCCACUGCCCCCAGUCUAUUCAGCCCUCCCAGUAACCGCACACCUAUUGCUCCUGCACGGACACCCCUGCGUAAGGAGAGGGGGGUCAAGCUGUUGGAUAUUUCAGAGCUGGACAUGGUGGGAGCUGGAAGAGAGGCUAAGAGGAGAAGAAAGACUCUGGACACAGAGGCCGGAGAGAAAGCAGCUAAAGAAGAAGCUGUGGUGGAAAACACCACCCCUGACUACGCUGCCGGCCUUGUUUCUGCGCAGAAACUUGGGACGCUGAAUGAGAACCCUCUGCCUUCAACCAGUUACCUGCCAGCCACACCCAGCAUGGUUCCCUCUUCCUCUUACAUUCCCAGUUCAGAGGCACAGCCCGCAAAUGCCGGUGGUGUGGGUCGGGAAACGCUUCAGUCUGCCCGACAACCAGAGGAGUCGGCAACAGCAGGUGCCACCGCCACCUUACCGGGCCAGUACAAACAGAGGACGCCUAUGUACAACGCAAGCACCACAGCGAACCCUGCAACCCCCACAUCCCCCAGCACGCCGGCCUCCACCCCAGCCAGCAAUGGGCCCCCAGCAGCUGCGACUGCCAGCCAGCCAGAGACCCCCACCCAGCCUCCCAGCACACCUCAGACCCCCACCCCGACACCAACCCCUACACCACCACAACCCCAACCCAAAAAGAAUCUCUCACUCACGAGAGACCAGAUGUAUGCUGCCCAAGAAAUGUUCAAGACGGCCAACAAGGUCACCAGACCAGAGAAGGCCCUCAUUCUGGGCUUCAUGGCUGGAUCCAGGGAAAACCCAUGUCCGGAGCAGGGGGACAUCAUCCAGAUCAAGCUGAGCGAACACACAGAGAUUUUGCCCAAAGCCGAUGGCACCGGCAGCACCACCAUGCUGGUGGACACAGUCUUCGAAAUGAACUACUCCACAGGACAGUGGACCCGCCUCAAGAAGUACAAACCCAUCACCAGCACCUCCUGAGGCACUUCACUCGCCCAAAAUGUCAUAUCCGCUCCACACACGCACACACAGAAGUAUUUGCAUACACAUUAGGGCCAAAUCAAACACUGGGAGGAUGAGAGAUCAAGGAGAGAAAGGUCCUACCUUUUCCUGCACCACCAGUAUCCAGGAUUCUUUAUACAAAUUUUUUUUGGAGGGGGGCGGCAGCCCACAUACCCUUUUUACUGUUUCUUUUUUUUUUUAACGUCGCCUCCUAUUCCUGAAUGAUGCUGGGUCAGGGGGGUGACAGCGUUUGAGUCUGAGCGGAGGCCUUAUUCUCACAACCGGAACCUUUCAACAUUUUUACUGAGGCACAACCAUGUGGCGUGUCUACCAAGAAGAGAAAGUGAGCUGUCUGUAUUUUUCUGUAUGAAUGUGACACUGGCAACAGUUUCCACCUUUCAGAACAGAAUCAUGGGUUGUGACAGAUUAUGGAACAAUAAUGACCGUCAUCAUUGAGGUGACAAAAAGCUCAAUAGUUCUGUGCUGUCAAGUUCUGUUUGGAGGCUCCUAGUAGAUGUUUAAUAACUUUUCAUCUUUUUUCAGAGGAAGAAAAUAAAGUGACAGAUCCCAGAGGGACACUUCUCAUCUUUGUUCUUUCUUGUAGCCAAUCACUGAAUUCUUGUGCAGUGGAGCGGAUACUUGACAACAUGAAGCUUAAAUGGGACUGGGUUCGUCUUUGUGGUUGAAAACCAGGAAAACCUGUUGUCCUCCAGUAUAGGGAAGGAUCAUUGUGCUCACCUUUUUACCUCGUGCAUUUCAAGGAAACGGUUCAACCAAGAAAUUGUCCCUUACAAAUGGUUUACAUAGAAAAGACAAGUGUGCAUGUACCUCCGCCAAGGCACAACAUUCGCUCAUGCAAAUGGGUCGCUUGUGAAAAAUGAUAUCCAGAACACAAAAUGUGUCCUAAAAUCCUUGAUCUGGAUUAUCUUUUAGGGUAUGACAGGCAGUUUUCAGAUUUGACUUGUUAAGUCUCUCUCAGAUUGAAGGUAUACUGAGUCGCUCUCAAACACUUGUUUUUUUUUGUACACUGAAGAGGUUGUGAGCUGAUCUGUUUCACCAGUCAGUCAGUAGCCUUUUGACUUGGGAGUGUGCCUCAAACCUGCUGCAAAGAUUAGUCUAUGAGAGAGAGAGUCUAUGAGAGAAAAGGUCCAGACUUUUUUUUUUAUUAUUCAAACAAGUUGCAGCAGAAAACAAGCAUCACUAUCAAUUAACUGCCGUUAUGCAACAUUCACAAUAUUGUGCAACAAAGGUUUUGUACAUUUUGUUAGUGUUAAAACAUUCUUGUUGUACAGUACUGUUGAGUAAGUCUGCUUCCUUUAACAUUAACUGUUAUAUUGACUCUGUGAUAAAUCAGUAGUAAGUAGUUAGAGGCCCUGCCCACUGAUACAUGGGUGUCUUGUAUUCUGACUGAUUAGACUUGCUCAACAUUGUGUUUGACUGUCAUCUGCCUAGAACAGUUGGACCUGUCUGUCCUGGACAAAUCACACUUUGAUUAUUCUUUAAUGUAUAUGGAGUCGGGUAACAACAGCAACCUUCUAGCUUAGCUUCACCUGAAUCUGAGCAGAGGUCUACUUGCAUGUACCUUUUUUGUGUGUGUGUGUGUGUGCGCGCGCGUGCGCGUGCAGCGUAUUUACAACCUUGAACCUUUCAUGUACUGGCCUCUUGAGAUUUAAAAUGGCAACAUUAGGUCUACUGCACACACACAGCUGUCUGGUUACUGAGUGCACAACCUAAAACUCAUGCCCUCUAGUUCAACUGACCUCUUUGGAUUUGUUUAAACAGUUUCACAGAGAAAAGGUUUGUGCUGCUGUUACUGUUGCAUUAUACUCGCAUGGGUUUCAAUUAUUUUGUCCACACCAAUGAGGCUAGGUUAAAUAACAUCUCUGUGUAAUGCAGUACAGUUCAGCAGCAGCACAAACUACAUCCUCAACAAUCAUCACAGCUGAAAAACAAGAAUCACCUUCAUAAAGCAGGAUUUAUAACAGGACUGUUGUUGCACUGCAUUAGUUUUAGUGAGGUGAACCUUCCAGCUGACUGUAUGUAACCUUGCAGCUGUCGGUCCAAAAAUGAGGUAAAAUUAAAGCUGUAAAGUAGAAGUGCUUAAGGUGUCCGGCCUCUGCCGGCAUCUACAGAGUCCAUGUUUUGCCACGAUAAUGUGUGUGUUCAAAUAAAAGAGAGCAAAUUUU